UAGGGCUUGUAACAGCUGACUAGCUCAAUCGGUGUUACUUCUCAAGGUCGGCUUUCCCACUGCUGCUUUAGGAGGACUCACAACCGAUUACUUCCCGCAAACCAGACAACAAGGCAGAUCGACAAACAGGAAAGACUUUAAGGCUCAGUAUAAAAAGAAAGUUGACUAACAUACAUUCAUUUUACUUAUUUAUUUAAAGAAUUUAACAUGUAGGAAAUGGGGAAAAGGGUAUCGAUGCGGCCGUACUGGAACCGAUGGGGCACGGGCGACAGGAACAUGUAGAGUGAGCGAGGGAACAAUCAUACCUGGUGUGUUGGGAUGGUUCGAUGAUCUUCGUCGGGGAAUAGAGCCGUUGGCUAUACGGGACCACGCCGGGUUUUAUGGGUUCGGUGGGUUGCUUCCGCCACAGUAGCCGAUGUUGUUGACUCUAUCCCUGGUGCUCAUGUGCGGAGGAGGAAUUCAUCGGUCCAAGUGUCGAUGAGCGGGGCCAGGCUCAACCAGACCUCACCGGACUCAAGCCUCAAAAAUGUUCGUUCCCACCAAUCAACGCACACGUGUGACUCGGCAAUAUCGUAAAGGGGCUCACCGGCCACCAGCACCACUCGAGGCAGAUGAAUGGAGACGUCGCUGCGUGGAGAUCCGUCACGUGGUUACGUGAGUCGCUGAUGACGUGAUAAGUAUCGGAUGGUUCUACUUGAUGUUGGACGAGCCGUGUGAAUUCCGGACGAAGAGGACUGUUUCCGUACGGGUAUAACGUGUAGCGUCUACCGACCGGAUGGUGCCUUAGUCCGGGCUGACAGUGACGGAGAGUGAAUAUUCCGGGCGAUCCGGACUGGUUCCGAACGGACGGAGCGUAUAUUGAACGGAUGCUGCUUGGAUCCGGACUACAGUUGAUGGAAAGUUCCGGAUGAACGGUGUAUAUAUUCCGGACCGACUGUGCUCACUUCGGACGGGCUGCUUUUGUCGUCGACCCACCGUACUGGGAUCCGUGUCUUCCGGGCACUUCGCACUUGCUUUCGGUUGGUGGUUGUCACUCCAAAGAACGUCUAUAUCUGACAACUGUCUUCUCCCAACUCCUUUCGCCUCUUUUUUCUAACUCCUCUUUAACCUCUUCUCGCUCUCUCUUUUCCUCGUGCUCUCUCUCAACCGGAUGUAGUUUGCGUGUCAAAAUUCUUCGCCGUAUUCUGUCAAGUUUGUCACAGUGCCUCAUCGACGGGAUGCUAAACGUGUGGUUUAGGGUAAGGUGUCUUAGGUGGCCUAAUUUAAUACUAACAUUGAAUCAUACUAAAUUUUAAUUUGAAAAGGAGAAGAUUUAUAAUUUAUAGUAUUUUUUAUGAGCCUUAAUACACUAAUGAGACGACAAAAACUAGGCAUUUAUAUGAAUCUAACUAUAAGUUACAAGUAUUUCUUAUUUGUCCGCUCCACAGGGUUGGCCUGUGAGUGGUAACGAGAAUUUAGCCAAUGCCGAACGUCAAAUCGCAGAAGAAAAUUUUUGAACUCUUUCGACAGAAAGCAAGUUGCAUUAUCUGUAAUAACUACUUCAGGGAUGGAAUUGCGGAAAAACCAUUGAUCUCUGAGUAUACCGCAGAGGGAGACGCUAUCGAUUCUCCGAAAGGGGACUAGCAUAAUCCACUUGCUAAACAAGUCGACUACUGAUAGUAUAUAUUGAUUUUGCUUUUUACUUCUCGGUAGGGGACCUAUGAAGUCUAAUGCAAUAGACCUUUCUUGUCAGACCUAACCCCCAUUUUUCUUAUUUUUUAUCUAAAGAGUUUCCAUUUUUAAGAACAAUUUUGAGAAAAUGAUAUUUUUAAAACCAUUUUUUGAUUUUUAUAUUUUUUUAAAAAUUGAAAAAUGCAAGAAUGUUGAAUAUCUUUCUCACCAAAGCAAGAAUGGUGGGACACCAAAUAUCCGUUUCGGCAGCACUGCAACAUAAUUUACUAAGUAUAUUAUCAGCAACACUGAAAAUGAGGUGGUGAAAUGCGGUACAAUAUUCACAAUUUCACUAGAAUCUCAAACUGUCAAUUUUUAUUUUUUUGGCUUUUUCUGCGAAUUUAACAAAUUUAAUCCUCUUAGAAAGAACUGACAAAACAAAUUUGUGUAGUUUUCCUUAAACAAUAGGACUUAACAUGUUUACAUAGCCAAAUAUCUGAACCUACUCAUGGCUAUAAUUGCAUACACCACGCGCAUCCAACAAUAAUCGUUUCGGCCGCUGUACGCAGAUCGAGGGUUAAUCCGAAAUUAUUUUAACCAUGAAUUUUUUUAUGUAUAAUGGAUUGCUUGCCAAACAUGACCAUUUUUGGAAUUGUUUCGUAAAAAUUGAGAUCGCAUAUUCGUCUCCAAUUCGUGCGCAAUUCUUUUGAACGAAGUACGCAACCCUUGUAACAGCGGAAGAACCAGUGUACAGUCCACAUGAAUAUCGCUAGACCUAUUCGAUAAUAUGCUGGGUGCAUGGUUCGUCGGAUGUUCUCAGCGGGGUUGGAAUUGAUCAAUGCAUCGGAUGAACUGUUGCACUUCCUCCAGAUUCUUAUAGUUCGGUUUUGAAACCUGUGCACGGAACUGCCGGUGAACAUCAAUCGUAAAUCCAAAAGAAUAUCUAAGAAUAACAACGCUAAACAAGGAAGGUAACUACAAUAGAUACCAAUACGAAAAUUGUUGGUUUGGCAUCCAUCGGAAAACUUGACUGAGUGUUUUCCUGUAGGGGGAUCUGACAUCAAUGCUAUAAGAGAAUGUCCUAGUAUCCUGGGAAUCCUAAGAAAAUGACUGAUUUGUCCUAGUCUAUUUUUAAAUGUACUUUCGAUUAAUUUGCUCUGGUAUGGUUGAUCGCCACUGUUGACGUUUCACACUAGCACUGAUCUCAAAACAGCAUAGCUGUAUGAUUGACAGAUGAGACGAAUGAGCGUGUCGUUCUCACUGUUAAAUACAUAUGUGUAGAAACUUAACGAAAGAAGUGAGAGACAUUGAAGAGAGGAGAGACUAAAACUACAGAUGGACACGGUAAAAUCGGGUACGGACUAAAAAUCACGGAGGAACGCUAUUUGGCAAGGGUCACAACAUUGGUGCCGUGACCAGGAUAGUGUUCCAAGGAACCGACGCGGCGUCGGUAACACCAUUUUGAGUCCGAGGACAAAGCAGAUACCGCCAUCGCGCGCAGUCGCCAUCAUUCUACUUGCGUACAGCCAUUGCGACUCAGCAGUUCUGGAUUCGUUUGACGUCGCCAUUGGAGUUUUUCGGAUUAGACCAGGGAAGCUAAAAUAUACAAGGCCUAUUGGAUAGGCUCACAAGGCGAGUAUCUGUCCAAUAACUCCAUCUAAGCUUUCAUCGCUACCUGGUCGUUUUUUUCUACGUUUAUUUCUUGGGUAAAUACUUCACUACGCACGGUGUUCACACGGUGGACGAAACACCUUGAACGGAGGGGACUUCCAUUCUCUUUCUCGGAUAGUAUUUUUGGCAUCGGAGGAAGUUUCCUGGAUCAACAACAGGACGAUCGCUUGGUACGAGGAUCGCUGUGCAUGGCUUGGGAGGUUACGGAGAACGUCGCUGGUAAACUCUGACAGGGUUGUUCAUCAGCAACGGGUUGGUAAUUCGCCGGCGGCCAUUUUGGAAGACGGAGUCUACAUUCAUCGUCAGAAGUGCUGAAAUACGGUAGCGAAGCGCUACCACCUGUGGUUCUUCUACACAACGGGAAGAAGGAACGAGUCGCAGUUAUAAAGUCGAGUACAAGGCCUGUAGUGACAGGCUCCCAGGUGAGUACCUGUCCUACUCGACAUAUUGGUUUCGUUUUGUGCUGCGCUUGUGCAUAUUUACAGUUUUGCAAACAAUACUGUCGGCAUCAUUCGGAUCAUCGGGUCAUCAUACGGCUGUCUUGGUUACUGAUGUCAUUAUUGAGGAUCUGGAGAAAAUUGGUAGCAGCUUUACGAGUUUUUUGGAGAGUUCCUGAGAGACAAAAGAUACAAGGCCUAUUUGACAGGCUCACCAGGAGACGAUUGCUGAUCCAAAACUCUCCAGCUCAACGGAUCUGACUAUGGGUAAGAAGCUGAAACCCAAGAUCCACGUUCGGGAUAGCAUCGUAGAUUUUCUACUGCGGACGGAGAAAUUUCUCAACAGUAGCCAAGCAACCGACGAACUCCAAAUACAGUUUCGUCUGGAGAAACUCGAGGCGAAGUGGGACGAGUUUGAGGAGGUUCAAUGCGAUAUCGAGGGAUCGGAGGAGCAUGAAGAGAACACGGAGGCACAUCGGCAAGUUCGGGCGGAAUUCGAGGAGAAAUACUUCGAGGUAAGGGCAGGGUUGGUUGGCAAGUUACCACGGCGGACUCCAGCGCCGACACAAAACGGAUCUAGUUCCGAACCGGCUGGUGUACACACUUAUGUGCGACUACCACAAAUAAAUCUACCGGAAUUUGAUGGUAGUUUUGAAAAAUGGUUGCCUUUUCAUAACACAUUUCGAGCCUUGAUCGACUCUUCACCGGAACUCAGUGGUAUUCAAAAAUUCCACUAUCUGCGGGCGUCUCUUAGGGGUGAUGCGUUAAAGUUGGUUGAUUCGUACCCAAUGAGCGAGGCGAAUUACAGGGUUGCUUGGAACGGUUUGGUUGCACGGUUCUCUAAUGGAUAUCUUCUCAAGAAGCGGCAUUUGAACGCGAUGUUCGAGUUCCCGAAAAUCCGGAAAGAGUCAGCAGCGGGUAUUCAUGACGUCAUCGAUUGUUUCGAACGUAACACCAAAAUCUUGGAUCAACUGGGUGAGAAGACUAGUGGCUGGGGAGCAAUGCUUACUCAUCUAUUGGUAUCUAAGCUCGACGACGUCACACAAAAACAUUGGGAGGAAAGCGUGUCUAAUGAGGUCGAACCUUCGUUUGCAAUACUGGUGGAUUUUCUCAAAAAACAAACACGGGUUUUAGAUGCAGUUUCGGUGGACCAACGGAUGACUACGUCAAGCAGUCAAGCUGCAUCAACUGGGUUCAAAUCUCGUCCUGCAAAGGUUUCGGUCAACUCGGCGACCGGAAACAAAGGUCCAAGAUGCGCAUCCUGUGGUGAUCAGCAUUCUAUCGCUCAAUGUACGGCAUUCAGCAAACUUCCGGUGGACCAACGGCUACAGCUAACAAAUUCGAAGCGUCUUUGCAGCAAUUGUUUGGGACGAAAUCAUAUGGCGAGAGACUGUCCUUCCAAAUUUCGGUGCAGAACUUGCUCUAAAAACUAGGAGUGGGUAAUGUCCGGGACGUAACCGCGGUGUUGACGUAGGACUAAACUUGGGCAUAUCAUAUGACAUUCAUGGAUAAUUUGAGCCAAUGCACUUUUUGAAUGAAUGUUUACUGGAAAUUUCAUGUCGAAUGAGAUUGCCACAUUCACUGAUUUUCUAGGACUUGCAAAAACCUUCGGGUUUGUAGAUUAAUUUGAUAAACAUUUGCUUAUAUGAAUCACUGGUAAAUGUACACAAGAAUUGACAGGCGCAAACUUAUUAAAUGGAACUUUCUAAUUCAAUUCUUUCUCCAUUAUGUUUUCAUCCUAAAAAGAACGGUUUGUAGAUAACUAUGUUUGGUGAUACCAGACGAGAAUCCUUGCUAACGAUUCGAACCUUGCCCGAAUUCGCUUCUGCUGCGUACAUACACGAACAUUCCCCUUUCGCAGCUCACAUCGAAUGAGCAUUGUAUAUCGGAAUGCGAUCUCUUUUAUAAAUUUCUUAGUGCAGAUGGUAGUCCAUCCCUUUGUGCGACAAAUGAAAAUAUUUUCAUCAUUCGUUUUGGCGUGGCAUUCGCUUAGUAGCAGGGUUGCCACAACCACUAAUGUUCUAGAAAGAUUUGCAUUGUAGAUUCUUUCUAAAUAAAUUCUUUCUCCAUUAUAUUUUCAUCCUAAUAAGAACGGUUUGCAGAUAACUAUUUUUGGUGAUACCAGACGAUUACAUACACCAGAUGCGUACAUACACGAACAUUCCCCUUUCGCAGCUCACAUCGAAUGAGCAUUGUAUAUCGGAAUGCGAUCUCUUUUAUAAACUUCUUAGUGCAGAUGGUAGUCCAUCCCUUUGUGCGACAAAUGAAAAUAUUUUCAUCAUUCUUUUUGGCGUGGCAUUCGCUUAGUAGCAGGGUUUCCACAUUCACUAAUGUUCUAGAAAGAUUUGCAAAAACCUACGGGUUUGUAGAUUAAUUCGAUAAACAUUGGUUUAUGUGUCACUGCUAAAGUACAGCAGACUUGACAGGCGCACACUCAAUGCAAGUUAUUAAAUGGAACUUUCUAAUUCAAUUCUUUCUCCAUUAUGUUUUCAUCCUAAAAAGAACGGUUUGUAGAUAACUAUGUUUGGUGAUACCAGACGAGAAUCCUUGCUAACGAUUCGAACC
This is a messenger RNA of Topomyia yanbarensis, 6323 nucleotides long. RefSeq lists its product as uncharacterized. Lineage: Eukaryota; Metazoa; Arthropoda; Insecta; Diptera; Culicidae. Gene Ontology annotation, molecular function: nucleic acid binding; zinc ion binding. The record is from RefSeq and is a predicted model, not a curated record. Bases 4022 to 5191 code for a protein of 389 amino acids. The transcript is spliced from 2 exons.